Messenger RNA from Xyrichtys novacula (pearly razorfish), 2014 nucleotides. The record is from the annotation of a GenBank genome assembly. Lineage: Eukaryota; Metazoa; Chordata; Actinopteri; Labriformes; Labridae.
AUGUAUCUGCUCUACACUAUUUUAGCCUCCUUGGUUUCUUUUUUUAUUUUGAAAUGGUUGAAAAAGAGGAGAUUUUGCACCGAUCUGAAAAGACUGGAUGGCAAAACAGUUCUUAUUACGGGUAAAUGAGCAUGUAAACAUUAAUGCUUCACAUACUAACCUUUAGUUGCUAAGUAUAAAGCUGGAUUUUGUUGCAUAUAUGUGGCUCAGUGUCUUUUAACUGCCAAUCAGAGUGAUAUUAGUUUAUUAUUAAUUAUAGCCUCAGUCUAAUGUUUACAUAAGGACUGACACUCAUACCCUCUCCAUGUUUUUUGUUUCUUUGUAGGUGGGAAUUCUGGCAUUGGCAAGGAGACAGCUGUUGCCUUGGCGAUGAGAGGUGCCCGAGUCAUCAUUGCUUGCAGAGACAUGGACAAGGCAGAGAAGGCAGUGAGGGAGAUCAAGUUUAAGAGUCACAGCCUGAACGUCCUUCACAUGGAGCUGGAUCUUGCCAACCUGCGCUCUGUCAGGGAAUUCUGUAAGAGCUUCCUCCAGAGAGAGAAGAGGCUGGACAUCCUGGUCAACAACGCAGGUGAGGGCGUCAAUCACACAGGGGUCUCUUCAUGCCUGCAACUGGAAUCAUUGCAGAGUAAAAGGAAGAAGCUGGAAUCCUUCAUAUGGUGGGGCCUGUGGGUUUUGGCCCCUUAUUUUUAUUUUGCAACUGUCAAUAUCACAUCAGCUUUUGAGAUCUGUUAUUUAUACGUCGAGAGUGAAACCCACUAUUGCACUAGUCGACACAAUAUUUUAACACCACAGCUGAUAUCACACAGUUUAAUAAUGCUAACAAAUGAAAAACAAUGUUACUACUUUUGAGUGAAUAUUCUAUCAAAUACGUCAUUUUUGGCUCCAUGAAAUAUUACCAUAAGGGUGUUUUGGUUUUUUGAUAUUGUUGAGAAAGACAAAUGUUAAAGGAUCAAUACUGAGGUUAAAAUAAAAAAGAAAGUCAAUAUGAGCACAGAGAUCUGAUAUGAAUAUCGAAGUUUUAUCAUAUAGCACAUGAGGAAGUUAAUAAGCCUGUAUAACCUCAGUCAACUUUGGAAACCAAAGUCAGUGCCAAUAGUUCAUCAUGUGGAGAAAAGGUGGAGGAAGGUUUUGACUCCCUCUACCUUAUAUUCUAUGACCCCUUUCUUCUCCCUCUUCAGGCAUGCCCAGCGUCCUCGACUGGACAGAUGACGGCUUUAGCAUGUGUUUUGGUGUCAACCACUUGGGCCACUUCCUCCUGACCAACCUGCUUCUGCCUCGCCUGAAGGAAUGCGCCCCCAGUCGGGUGGUUACCCUCACAUGCUCUACCUACAAAUACCAAAAACUGGAUUUCCAGGAUCUCAACUACAACCUGCUGCCCUUCUUCACCUUCUGCCGCAGCAAGCUGGCAAACAUCUACUUCAGUCAGGAGCUGGCUCGCAUCACUGACGGGAAGGGAGUCACCUCAUGUGCUGUGCACCCAGGUAGGACUAUUUUUUUAAUGAGAACAAUCAUAAAGGUGAAUUAACACAUACUGAAACUCAUAUUAUGUGUUGCUAAUGACAUUUAGUACAGUCAGUUUGGAGCAGCUGGCCAGAGUAUUGACUGGAACCAUAUACCACUUUGGACAGCAUUUAAUGUAAAAUGUACUUACAGCUGCUGAAAAGAAAAGAAGUGUAUACUUGUCAAACCAGAACCAACCCUAAAACAUACAUGUAUAUCCUGACACUGUUUAUCCUGAUACCACGUUUCAUCAGGUUUUGUCCAAAGCGGCUGGACGUGUCACUACUCCAUCCUGUUUCGGAUGCUGAUGCAGGUGAUCAUGUGGAUGUUCUUCGUGCCAUGUGAGAUCGGAGCUCAGACCGUCAUCUACUGUGCCGUGUCAGACGAAGCUGCCAAACACAGUGGGGGCUACUUCACCGACUGCCGACCCGCCACUCUGCGGCCUUUUGCAAGAGACGCAGGUGUGGCAAAGAAACUCUGGGAGGCCAGUGAGAGACUGGUUAAACUGGCCUGA